UACGGGGGACAGGGGCUGUUGGGAUUAACGGAACGGCCCGGGCGCACGCCGAUAAGCGAGCAGCUCCGGUGGAGACGAAGGGGGCGCCGGCCGGACCCCUCCCCGGGCGGCCCCGGCCCCGCGGCCCGGACUACAGCUCCCGGCGGCCGCCGCGCCGCCGGAAGCGCGGCCCGGUGCCGGCGCGCAGGGCUCAGCGCGGGGGAUUCGGACUCGCUGCGGGUCAGGUCGGGCGUGAGGCGAGAGCCGGGCCGGGCCGCCAUGGCCCUGGCGCUGCCGGUGUCCGAGCCGCUGUGGCCGGCCAGCUUGUUCCCGCUGAAGGCAGUGGAUGACCUGUUGCGGUGUGGGAUCUGCUUUGAUUACUUCAGCAUCGCCAUGAUCAUCCCUCAGUGUUCGCAUAACUAUUGCUCACUUUGUAUACGCAAGUUUUUGUCCUACAAAACUCAGUGCCCAACAUGCUGUGUGGCAGUCUCCGAAUCGGACCUGAAAAACAACCGGGCAUUAGAUGAACUAGUGAAGAGCUUUAAUUCUGCAAGACAACAACUCUUCCAGCUGGUCUCGGAUGCUCCACGGAUUUCAUCUCCAUUGGCCGGUAGCAGGCACUCAGCUGGCAAAAGCCACAGUAGGAGUCCUGUUUCUUGUCCAGUUUUAAAAGAAGAGGUGCCAAUGAUUGACAGAUUCUUGAAAAAGGAAAAAGUUUGCACCUCAACAAAGGCAGACGGCCUGGCAGGAACAGAUCGGAAGAUUUUCAAAACUGAGGAACACCAUAACCUUUACAGCAGUUCUGCAGAGGUUGAUGGUAAAGAGAGUGAAGUGGGAUCACAAGAGAGUCCCGAGUGCACCAAAACUCAUGAAAAGCCUUCUACGUCUGUGGUAAAAGGAGUCAAGAAAGUGGAUUGUCCUGUUUGUGAGGUUGCUAUUCCAGAGCAAUAUAUAAACAAACAUCUGGAUAGCUGCUUGACCAGAGAUGAGAAGAAGGACAGCCUCAGAAGUUCUGCUCACAAAAGGAAGCCUAUGUCUAAAGUUGUUUACAACUUGCUCUCUGAUCGUGAUUUGAGGAAGAAACUAAAGGAACAUGGACUGUCUACCCACGGGACCCGGCAGCAGCUCAUUAAAAGACACCAAGAAUUUGUGCACAUGUAUAACGCUCAAUGUGAUUCUCUAAAUCCCAAAUCGGUUGCAGAGGUUGUUAAAGAGCUGGAAAAGAAUGAGAAGAUUCGGGUUCAGCUUGAAAUGAACAAAACCGGUGAAAAUAGCUUGACCUUCACAAAGGACCAGACAGAGGAAGAAAUAGAUGAGAUCCACACUGAUUAUCGAAACAAACACAGAAGUGAAUUUCUAUUUUUGGUGGAUCAAGUAAAUAAUCGGUGGAAGAAAAGUGGUAAGAGGAAAACAGAAAGUGCUCAAAACAAAGAAGAAGUCACUGUCAAAGAAUCGCCAGCGGCCACAGAACAUACGGAAGAGCACGACGCAGCUAUCGUCCUUGGAAAGGCCCAGCUACCCCAGCCAGAAGCGCCUGAUGGCGAAGGGAGGGAAUCUCGUUCCUUGGAGGAAGGCCAGAGAUCAGGCUCUCCUGCGUUCUCACUGCUGUCUGAGUCUGCAAGCAGCUCCAGCUCAGACAUUUUGAGAGAUCUGCAAGAGCCUGAGACAUGUUCAACAUCUUCUGACAACAGCAGUUUUCUGGACCUGCGAGCUAACAAGAGAAAGUCACGCCAGCCCCGAGCGCAAGACAACGAUCAGCUGCUUCCCAAGAGCAAGCGGAAGAAGAGCUAGUGCUGCGCUGCUGCGGAGCUUCCGCCUGCGCGGGAGGCUUAAUGCUGGGAAACGCCUCUUGCUUUUUUCCAGAUUUCAGUGUAUCUGGGUACUUUAAUAAAAUGCUGAAUUUUCUCAUGACUGUCAUUCAACCUGCCUUAAAAUAGCCAGGUGGGUGUGCUGGUGGAUUUUUGUUCCCAGCUCUGUGGGCCGUUGAAGUUUAAGGUUGGUCAUGGAGCGCCGGUGAGCUGCUGGAGCCUGGAGCGGAUCCGUGGGGCUGCGUGGAGCCGCUGUCCCUGCUUGCGUCCCGCGGAUGCUUCCUCUGCCCUCUGGGAAGCAAUCAUGGGACAGCGUUUUCCCCGGGGUCGGGCUGACGCGGAUGCUCCGGUUCCCUGCCUG
Chroicocephalus ridibundus (black-headed gull) is the source of this 2148-nucleotide messenger RNA. RefSeq names its product RAD18 E3 ubiquitin protein ligase (gene RAD18). NCBI's taxonomy places the organism in Eukaryota, Metazoa, Chordata, Aves, Charadriiformes, Laridae. Gene Ontology annotation, cellular component: nucleus; Rad6-Rad18 complex. Bases 259 to 1770 code for a protein of 503 amino acids. The record is from RefSeq and is a predicted model, not a curated record. Gene Ontology annotation, biological process: protein monoubiquitination; DNA damage tolerance. The transcript is spliced from 13 exons. Gene Ontology annotation, molecular function: ubiquitin protein ligase activity; single-stranded DNA binding.